AUGCCGCUUGUGCUGCUGCUGUUGCUGCUGCUCACUGUAGCUUCCACGUUGCUGCUUCUACUGGUCGACAGUGAGCACACCGCUCCGGUGGCGCAAAAUCCGUCGCCAGCAACAUUCUCAACUCUCGUGGCGCGACUGGAACGGGUCGACGAUCAAAACUGUGAAACCGUUCUGGCACUGCCAAAUCUGCACCGCCUGUUGGAGCACGAACUGAAUAGGAGCAACCCGCAACUUCUCCUUCUGGCUCAGCUGAUCGCCCAGCAUCCGCAUCUUCAUCCACUUCAUCUUCCCGCCAAUGCCUCGCUAACUCUGGAUUCUCCACUCUCCUAUAACCUCUCUGCGCCGCUCUAUGUGCUGCAGUUGCACUGUCAUUUCAAUGGUCUGCAGUCGGCGCAGCAGUGGAUCCCGAUCUUGAUUUACCCCACUGCUGCAUCGGAAUCUUACUUGAUCAUUCGUGUACAACCAUUUGACCUCAAUGCAUGCACGCUGCCGCACUGCGUCACUUCAAAGGUGAGCUUCUCUCAGCUUCGAGCAAUGCCUCUUGUCGAGCUACACUGUUUGUUGCUAAAAACCCAGGCUGGAACGCACCAGGCUUGCCGAUGCGAUCAUGCAUUUUUGCACUAA
Molecule: messenger RNA, 624 nt
Organism: Gongylonema pulchrum
Lineage: Eukaryota; Metazoa; Nematoda; Chromadorea; Rhabditida; Gongylonematidae
Source: the annotation of a GenBank genome assembly